Molecule: messenger RNA, 2136 nt
Organism: Pseudocercospora fijiensis CIRAD86
Lineage: Eukaryota; Fungi; Ascomycota; Dothideomycetes; Mycosphaerellales; Mycosphaerellaceae
Exons: 3
Coding region: 71-1570 (499 amino acids)
Biological process (GO): proteolysis; L-homocysteine catabolic process; response to toxic substance
Cellular component (GO): cytoplasm
Molecular function (GO): cysteine-type aminopeptidase activity
Source: RefSeq, a predicted model, not a curated record
CCUUGCUUGAAAAUCCUCAACAGCAAUAAGUGUCACAUACAUCCCCUUUUCAUCUCGAUCAGCAUCCAAAAUGGGCUUUGCACAGUCAACACCGCAGCUGCCCGUUCGGACCAUCUCACGCCGAGAGAGGCGCGUCCAACGCGACCCAACCCCUACGACUAGCUUCGACGAGAAGUUCGACGCUCUACGCAUUGAUCUUGCGGAACGGAAAGAGAUCGAGAGACUAAUCUUCGGAUCGGGGAAUUCCGAGCACGUUGAUGCCGCCGGUAUACAGCAAUAUGUAAAGGAGGUGCUCAAGGACUCCAAGAACAGGCUGGGCCUCAACGCUCUGUCUGCCAAUAAUCCGGCGGCGAUAUUGGAGAAGCCAUCGACUCUGAUCAGAGAUACCCAGUACUUCAAUCUGAAGAUCCCGCACGAGGGAUCUCCUGUCACCAACCAGAGAAGCAGCGGUCGUUGCUGGAUCUUCGCCGCCUGCAAUGUCUUCCGUAUCGCCAUUCAGCAGAAAUACAACAUCAAGAGCUUUGAGUUGUCACAAGCAUACCUGUUUUUCUGGGACAAGGUGGAGAAGGCGAACUACUACCUCGAAUCUAUCCUCGAUACCGUUGGCGAGGAACUGGACAGCAGGCUGGUUAGCGCGUUGAGCGCAAGCCCUGUGGGCGAUGGCGGACAAUGGGACAUGAUUGUCAACUUGGUCAGCAAGUAUGGCCUCGUUCCGCAGACACUCUAUCCCGAUUCUUGGAAUGCUCAGAACAGCUCCGCAAUGGACCGUAUUCUGACCACCAAGCUUCGAGAAGAUGGUCUUCGCCUAAGAGCCUUGAAGGACAAUGCAUCGUCCGAGAAGAUCGCUGCUGCGAAGGAGCAGAUGAUGCAAGACAUCGUCCGUAUCCUCACGUUGUGCUUGGGUCCUCCUCCUGCAGCAGACAAGAAGUUUACUUGGGACUUUUACGAUGGCAACAACACCUUCAAGACAGUUUCGUUAACCCCGAUCGAGUUUUCCGAGACCACGCAUGUCAAGAAAUUCGUGUCGCUGGUGAACGAUCCUCGCAACGAAUACAAUCGACUUUUGACCGUCGACCACCUCGGAAACGUAUGGGACGGCAGGCCAAUCACGUACGUGAACGUUGACACUGUGGUCAUGAAGGACGCUUGUGUCAAAAUGCUGAGGAAGGGUCUUCCAAUCUUCUUUGGUUCUGAUGUUGGCAAGCAAUCCGACUCCCGAGCUGGCAUCAUGGACACAGAUCUCGUCGACUAUGAACUCGGUUUCAACAUCAAGCUCGGAUUGACUAAAGCUGAGAGGCUGCUCACUGGUGAGAGUGCGAUGACCCACGCAAUGGUACUCACUGCGGUCCAUCUCGAUGAGGAUGACAAGCCCGUGCGUUGGCGCGUUGAGAAUAGCUGGUCAGAGACCGCUGGCACUGAUGGCUACUUCGUCAUGUCUGACAAAUGGAUGGACGAGUUCUGCUACCAGGCGGUGGUGGAUCCUAGCCUCCUAGAUAAGAGUGUGAGAGACAUCCUCAAGCAGGAACCCAAGGUCCUGCCACUUUGGGAUCCUAUGGGUGCGCUUGCUUAGCUGAAGCUCAUGACCUACGAUACCACGAACUGAAUCUUCUAAGCAAGUUAUAAGCUAUGGCAAAAGUCUCUCCGAUAUCACAGCUGGCAGUCAGCAGCGUUGCCUCCGUUGAUAUUCCUGAGCUAUGCAUGUGAGAUGCUCCGCACGUGGCAACUGCAUGGUUCUCCUCAGCCUACUAGCACGCCGCCCACGUGUUUACCAGAAUUGGGACUGCAUCACAAAUCCGGGAUCCUAUUUCGAGCUGUUGCUGACAACUUUACUUGCGUGCUGCUUGCCUAGGAAGCUAGCAAUCCUCAGGCCUUGGCUUGAUCCUAGUUUCUCGGCAUGCCGAUCUGAUUGGUAUAGACCCACCCUUACCGAGUGGGAGUGGCACCAACCAAGAAGACUUGGCUGAAAAGCGCAGCAACGCGCCUAUACUCUCGUCCAUAUCUGGCUCGGUACCGCGAGCUCCGCCAGCAUCUCGAAAGAGGAGAUCACUAUAAGUACUCUCAGGACUCGCGCGUUCUGUACAUUCUCUCCCACAUCAACACAACCAAGCAAAGCAACCAAAUCAAUAAUCAAUUUCC